This is a messenger RNA of Caretta caretta (loggerhead turtle), 550 nucleotides long. RefSeq names its product DNA-directed RNA polymerases I and III subunit RPAC2 (gene POLR1D). Gene Ontology annotation, cellular component: RNA polymerase III complex; RNA polymerase I complex. The record is from RefSeq and is a predicted model, not a curated record. Gene Ontology annotation, biological process: transcription by RNA polymerase III; transcription elongation by RNA polymerase I. Gene Ontology annotation, molecular function: protein dimerization activity; DNA binding. NCBI's taxonomy places the organism in Eukaryota, Metazoa, Chordata, Testudines, Cheloniidae.
GACUACAACUCCCAGAAUCCCUUAGCAGAGUCGGAGGAGGGAGGAAAUUCCUUCCAGGCAGCAAUGGCUGAAGGGGCGGAGAGGAAGCCGCUGCUUGAGAUGGUCCAGGCAGAUGGGACAGAUGGAAACUGUGUCACAUUUGUGUUACAUGAUGAGGACCACACACUCGGCAACUCCCUCCGUUACAUGAUCAUGAAAAACUCUGAAGUGGAGUUUUGUGGUUACAGCAUCACACACCCAUCUGAAAGCAAAAUCAACUUCCGGAUCCAGACCAGAGGGGGGCUCCUGGCCAUUGAGCCAUUCCGGAGAGGACUGACAGAACUGGUGGAUGUCUGCCAGCACGUGCUCAGCAAGUUUGAGGCAAGCAUAAAGGAAUACAGGGCCCAAAGAGAGGAGGAAAUGGACUAGCCCCUGCAGCUGCUGGAGUACGGAAUGGACAUGUAUAUAUUGUUCGUUUAUGUUUAAUGCCCCUGUUGAAAGCGGUUUUAUUUUUUUUAUGACGAAUCUGAAGUAGACUGUGUAAUUUCUCUAAUAAACACUAUAAGGUUCA